This is a messenger RNA of Triticum dicoccoides, 894 nucleotides long. Its product is annotated as oxysterol-binding protein-related protein 1C-like. Gene Ontology annotation, molecular function: sterol binding. Gene Ontology annotation, cellular component: membrane; cytosol. Bases 1 to 894 code for a protein of 297 amino acids. Lineage: Eukaryota; Viridiplantae; Streptophyta; Magnoliopsida; Poales; Poaceae. The transcript has 4 exons. The record is from RefSeq and is a predicted model, not a curated record.
AUGCCGCUCCUAUACCCAAAGCAGCAGCAGACCUCUGCCGAUGAGAGCCUCCACGGCCUCCACGCAGUGGCGGAGCUUGGAAGAAAAAGUUGGGCGGGCCAUCUCAAAGGAGAGCACAAAUAUCGAGCACCACAGGAGGAGGCCGGCCAUGGCGACACCGGAUCUGGCAUCUCCGGGGUCCUCUACAAGUGGGUCAACUACGGCCGCGGGUGGCGGCCCCGCUGGUUCGCGCUCAGCGACGGCGUGCUCUCCUACUACAAGAUCCACGGGCCCGACCGCAUCGACCUCUCCCGCGACACCGACCGCGGCGCCAAGGUCAUCGGCGAGGACUCGCUCCGCCGCCUCGCGCGCCCCUCCUCCGCCUCCGCCCCCCACUCCAACGGCCACGGCCACCACCAGACGCCCCGCAAGCCCCUCGGCGAAAUCCACCUCAAGGUGUCGACCGUCAGAGAGAGCAGAUCGGACGACAGGAGGUUCUCCAUCUUCUCGGGGACCAAGAGGCUGCACCUGCGGGCCGAGACGAGGGAGGACAGGGCCGCGUGGCUCGAGGCGCUCCGUGCCACCAAGGAGAUGUUCCCGAGGAUGUCCACCAGCGAGAUGGUCGGGCCGGGGGACACUGCGGCGGCCGCGGCGGUCUCCACCGAGCGCCUGAAGAAGCGCCUGCAGCAGGAAGGGGUCAGCGAUGCUGCCAUUGCUGACAGCGAGAGGAUCGUGCGGGAGGAGUUCGAGGCGCUGCACAAGCAGCUUGUGCUUCUCAAGCAGAAGCAGGCGCUACUCCUUGACACGCUCCGCCACCUAGAGAAGGAAGUGGUAGCGAGUCUGAUGAUUACAAUGAACCACAAGAUCCUGUUGAAGAGGAGACUGACGAUGAAGAGAACAUACUCAGGGGGAUAG